UUGGGUGUAACCAGUGAUUGACAUUACAUCCCACCAGUGGCAAUAGCGCAGCUCAAGCGUUGGAUUACAGUGACGGGGAGGGAUAGUCACGUGAUUAGUAGCCCGGCUGUUAAACCGACAAAGCUCGAGCACAGCAGCUCGUGGGUGACGUAAGACACCGCGCACGUGAGGACAAAUCCCGGUGUGGGGAACCCAGUUAGACCUGCGGUGAGAGAUUUAUUGGAACAAAAGCCCACAACUGGAAGCAAACCACGACUGAAGAUGAGGGAACAGCAGCAAAUGAACCAGCCCGAGGACUGAGAGCAUCAACUGGAGAGAACCCUUCUGACUCAGGGUUUCCAUUGAUUCAGUCCGGAGCAAGUUCGCUGUGCAGACCAACCAUUCAUCUGGGCAGAAGAUGUUUUCAUGGCUUUAAAACUGUGGCACUUUAUAUUGACAGUAGAUCAAAGAAAAUCCCAGCUGUACAUCAACAAAGGGGGGAACCCAUUCACCUGCUGAGACAAUGGGAAUGGAUUCAGUCGGUCAUCUCAGCUGAAGGUGCAUCAGCAAGUUCACACUGGGACAAGGCCAUUCACCUUUUCUGUGUGUGAGAAGGGAUUCAGUCGGUCUUCCCACCUGUGGACACACCAGUCUGUUCACACUGAGCAGAGGCUGGUCAUCUGCUGAAUUUGUGGGGAAUGUUUCACUCGGUUAUCUGACCUAAUGGCUCACCAGCGAGUUCACACCGGGGAGCGGCCGUUCACCUGCUCAGACUGUGGGAAGGGAUUUACUGUAUCAUCUCAGUUACUGAGACACCAGUCAGUUCACACUGGGGAGAGGCCAUUCACCUGCUCAGACUGCGGGAAGGGAUUCAUUCAGUCAUCUCAUCUGAAGGCACACCAGCGAGUUCACACCAGGGAGAGACCAUUCACCUGCUCAGUCUGUGGGAAGGGAUUCACUUGCUCAUUUAAUCUGAAGGUACAUCAGCGAGUUCACACUGGGGAUAGGCCGUUCACCUGCUCAGACUGUGGGAAGGGAUUCAAACUGUUCGCUCACCUACUGACACAUCAGCGAGUUCACACUGGGGAGAGGCCGUUCACCUGCUCAGACUGUGGGAAGGGAUUCACUCAGUCAUAUCAACUGAGGGUACAUCAGCGAAUUCACACUGGGGUGAGGCCGUUCACCUGCUCAGUGUGUGGGAAGGGAUUCACAAAGUCAUCUGCUGUACUGAGACACCAGUCAGUUCACACUGGGGAGAGGCCAUUCAUCUGCUCAGUGUGUGGGAAGGGAUUCGUAGAUUCAUCUCAACUGAAGGUACAUCAGCGAGUUCACACCGGGGAGAGGCCAUUCACCUGCUCAGACUGUGGGAAGGGAUUCACUUGCUCAUCUCAUCUACUGAGACACCAGUCAGUUCACACCAGGGAGUGACCAUUCACUUGUUCAGUCUGUGGGAAGGGUUUCAAUUGGUCAUUUCACCUGCUGACACACAGGGAAAUGGCCGUUCACCUGCUCUGUCUGUGGGAAGGGAUUCAUUCAGUCAUCUCAACUGAAGGAACAUCAGCGAGUCCACACUGGGAAGGGGCUGAUCAGCUGCUCAGACUGUGGGAAGAAAUUCUCUCAGCCAAAUCAACCAAUUGUGCAUCACUGAGUUCACACUGGGGAGAGGCCGUUCACCUGCUGUGAACGUGGUGAAGUAUUUACGGUGGACAUGGACUGUGCCUUUAAAUGAGAGAGAAAAACUGUCUGCAGUACUGCUGCCUGCUUCUUGGUUGCCAUGGUGAGAGAGAGGCGGAGUUAUGUGAUGGACAGUUCGAUGUUCACAGUUGCUUCUUGGUUGCCAUGGUGAGAGAGAGGCGGAGUUAUGUGAUGGACAGUUCAAUGUUCACAGUUGCUUCUUGGUUGCCAUGGUGAGAGAGGCGGAGUUCUGUGAUGGACAGUUCAAUGUUUACAGUUGCUUCUUGGUUGCCAUGGUGAGAGAGAGGCGGCGUUAUGUGAUGGACAGUUCAAUGUUCACAGUUGCUUCUUGGUUGCCAUGGUGAGAGAGAGGCGGAGUUAUGUGAUGGACAGUUCGAUGUUCACAGUUGCUUGGUUGCCAUGGUGAGAGAGAGGCGGAGUUAUGUGAUGGACAGUUCGAUGUUCACAGUUGCUUCUCGGUUCCCAUGGUGAGAGAGAGGCGGAGUUAUGUGAUGGACAGUUCGAUGUUCACAGUUGCUUCUUGGUUGCCAUGGUGAGGGAGAGGCGGAGUUAUGUGAUGGACAGUUCGAUGUUUACAGUUGCUUCUUGGUUGCCAUGGUGAGAGAGAGGUGGAGUUAUGUGAUGGACAGUUCGAUGUUCACAGUUGCUUCGUAGCGUGUUUAUUUAAACAAGGUCAGAUGACUCUCCCAGAGACACACAGUGGGACACAGGUUACGGCGACCGGUCAGUGAAAGGAGACCAGUGACAGAGGAGUCACUGGGUGGAACUUUCGAGUGCCCACAAGCGAGGGUUGAGGAUCGAUCAGGGGAAUCGAUCAGUGGCUGUCACGGUGUGUGGAAGGGCUGACCCUGUGGAGGCUACCGGUGUGUCUACCCUUGCCUGGGUGGUAGUUUACCCUCGAAGAUGGUCCCCUUAGUGAUAAGCUGCGUUUGGCUAACUCGAGAGUGGAUUCGGAGCCUGAGGAUGGAAGAUCAAUGGGACCUGUUUACUCAUUCUUCUCCUGGUGUGGUUUUCACCUUGGAUUACAAAUACCUUCCUCACACACACCAAUUCCGUGGAUUGAACUGAACUUCCUUACAUCACUAUCGUGAGACUUUAACUCUUGCCACUCGAGCUUGAGUGUGUUUGGGAAUUAUAUUUACAUACAUAUAUAUGCAUAAGACUACUAACUUUUGAUUUACCUGGGUUAAGUUACUAUAUUAACUAGAUACUAAUAUAUAGUGUUUUUUAAUAUCAAAACCAGACUCCAGGUGUGCUCUAUUGCUGCUGGUUCAUUUAGACCGUUACGUGUACGUAAACAGAUUCAUUCAGUUAUCUGUCCUUAUGACAUACCACCAGGUUCACACCGGGGAGGGGGUGUUCACCUGCUGUGAAUGUGGGAAGCGAUUCACUCAAUAAUCUAACCUUAUGUAACUCUCCCUCGGCUAGCAGCUUAAUAUAGGGGGUGAUAGCUCCCCAGCUCGGCCAGACUUAAGAAAUCUCGUUUGGGUGGAUGCUGCGCAAUGUGUCCCCUGUUACAAAAUCAGUACCCCGAAAUAACAAACAGUACACAAUAUGUGAUUAAACAAUUGAGCUUCAUAAUUCUUACUUUGACUAUUGGGUUAGUGAAGAAAACAAGAAAAAGGGUCCACUCUCUCCAUCCGCGUCUUCUCAUCUCUCCCCAGCAAAAGACCACGAAAAUCUCUCUUCCAGACUCACAAGGAAGAACAUUUCUGUCAUUGGAUACCCCGCACUCCAAAACCCUGUUAUCUCUAUUCGUAACCUAAACAUUGCUGCUACAGAGAAACCAUUACCUCAGCAGUGAUACAUUGCAGAGAGGCCAUUACAUGAACAGUGAAACCUUACAGCAUGUUACACUUGUGACACACUGC
Mobula hypostoma (lesser devil ray) is the source of this 3545-nucleotide messenger RNA. RefSeq names its product zinc finger protein 239-like. Gene Ontology annotation, biological process: urogenital system development; embryo development; regulation of transcription by RNA polymerase II. The transcript has 3 exons. Gene Ontology annotation, molecular function: RNA polymerase II transcription regulatory region sequence-specific DNA binding; DNA-binding transcription factor activity, RNA polymerase II-specific. Gene Ontology annotation, cellular component: nucleus. The record is from RefSeq and is a predicted model, not a curated record. Lineage: Eukaryota; Metazoa; Chordata; Chondrichthyes; Myliobatiformes; Myliobatidae. Bases 703 to 1407 code for a protein of 234 amino acids.